AUGAACAGUAGACCUGCACCUCAUUACCACUUUAACACUGUCAUCUUAAAUCAUGUGAGAGCCAAUCGCGUUGCCUAUUUCUACCAAAUAUCUACCAAGAUUUGACCAGUUUAGCCUCCUUCCACGAUUUGACCAAUCAUAACUGAAUGAAUUGACUAAGAGGAAACGAUUUAGCCUUACGGGCUAUCAUUGUUUUUGUUUUGUUUCAUUAUUUGUGUUGUACGUACUUAGUAGUAGCCAGAUCACUGUUUAUAUGGGCAUAUCUCUGAAGUAAGACUUUUGCAUAGUUUUUACCUGUUUGCUGAGUUGGAUGGGAGACGGGCGGUCCCGAACAGACCCCGGGUGCUCCCAUGGACGCCACCAGCAAAGGGGGGCGUUGGCCUAAUCCUGCUCAGGGACCGUCUUUUCACUGCCAACAGGUUACUUCCAGUCCCAGGGACCACCCCACUGACUUGUCUAUCAAGGCCUCAGCCAGACAGCAGUUCAGAUGAACUCCUCCUCAACACCUUCAAAGCUUUUGAACUACACCCCCUGCCUCCACUGUCCUAUGCUACCUCCGCCCCAACUCAACCACCUGCCCAAAACCACUAGGACCUGAAAGCUGAGUCCCUCUCAGGCCUGACCACAAAAUGACAGACUUGCUGUAUAUUAAAGGACCCGGCCCAUGCGUCCUCUCCCGGUCACCUCCCUCUCUAUGAGCCUUUAUAAGUCUCUCACACAGAGGGGGCACUACUUUCCAAAGAGGGACCGUGCUCAAGCAUCUGGAAGGCUCGCCGGUUUGCAUACGCACCUAUUCACCCAUAGCCAGGGAUCUUCUGUCUAAACGCUAACCAUGGACAACCAUUCGUACAACUUCCCCUCAGACUGCACCCCGCUCACCAACUGUAAGUCUGCCCGUAAGCCGGCUGGAUCCACCGUGGUGAACAUGGGCAACGCUGGCAAGAAUGCUCCCCGGGACUAUCUAGUCUGGUCGCUGUGCAACACCUUGUACGUUAACUUCUGCUGCCUGGGAUUCAUGGCUCUCGUCUACUCCAUCAAGGCCAGGGACCAGAAGACUCAGGGCAACCUGCAGCUGGCCCAAGAGUGCUCAGACAAGGCUAAGUGGUACAACAUCCUGGCAGCCGGCUGGAACCUGCUGAUUCCACUUCUGGCCAUCGUCCUGCUCGUCCUCCUGCUCAUCCACCUGGGCACGUCCGAGGGCUCCUUUGACUUCUUCGGGGAGGACGGCUUCCAAAACUUCAUGAAACUGUUCAGCUGGUAAACGGAGGCAUAGGGAGAGAAAAAAAAAACACACACACAAAGUCAACCCAUGCACACUAACCGGGAGAGGGUAUUUGAUUGGAUGCAGCAGAUGAGGACUAGCUGACAUAAUAGUGCUUAAGAAUUUUAGCCAGUCUGAGCCAAGCAAUAAAGGAAAUCUACAUGGAAAUCAGGACCAGCGCUGGUCUAAAAUCUGCUCAGCACUAAAAUGUCCUCUUUGUGGUGCACCAGUACUAAUGCUGGUAUUAAAAAUUAAAGA
This is a messenger RNA of Perca flavescens (yellow perch), 1519 nucleotides long. RefSeq names its product interferon-induced transmembrane protein 5. The transcript has 4 exons. The coding region runs from base 833 to 1261 and encodes 142 amino acids. The record is from RefSeq and is a predicted model, not a curated record. Gene Ontology annotation, cellular component: plasma membrane. Lineage: Eukaryota; Metazoa; Chordata; Actinopteri; Perciformes; Percidae.